GUUCACCUUCCCCCUCGCCAUGGGACAUGGCUCUGCUGCCACCCCAACCCCGGUUGUCACAUGAAGGGCCCUUGCAGCAGGGCAGGACACCCUGAACCCCACUGCACCCCACCAGUGCUCCGCAUCUCCCUCCUGCACCGACACGUGGGAGCAGGCUGGCUGUGCCAGCCCCUGCCAGGCUCAUAGCACCGGGGUGCUGACACCCCCCCAGGAUGCCCAGGGGACCCCACAAGCAGGACGACCACCUCUCCUGGGCCAGGGCAGCGGGCAGUACCAGCCAAGGGAUCCCUGGGGACAGAGUGCAAAGGAUGCUGAGGUCCUGCCCAAGGUGUGCAAGGAGGUGGCCAUGGGCACAGCCACGGAUGCCAGGACUUUGUCCUGGUGGCCAAGGCCAUGUGCAAGCAUGCCAGCAGGGAAUUCUUAACAUUCAGACGAGUCUCACCGAAUAAAGCGGGCUAACACAAAUGUUUAUUUUCACAGUAGUGAAUUAUGACUUCAAUAGACCAAAAUUACAGGCUGCGCGCGUGGAAUAGAAAUGAAGCAGACCCUGCCACCCAAACGCUGCCAGGGGGGAUGCGGCAUGGCUCCCUCCUGCCCACGCUUGGUCUCAGCUCAACCACCUUGCCAGAUCCCGCGGAGACGCGGGCCGCCACCAUGCCUGACUCGCCGGCUGACGUGAAGACGCAGUCCAGGUCCACGCCGCCCAGCAUGCCACCGCCACCACCCGCCGUCACACAGGGAGCCACCCGCCACCCGUCCUUCAUGCCAAACACCCAUCGAGACGCUGGCCCUCCGACGUUUCUGCCUCGCGGCCGUUUUCAUGGUUGCUUGAAAUGGUCGAUGGUCUGUCUUUUGAUGAACGGGAGCAGCCACUCGCCCACUGCCAUCAAUGGAGCUCCGUCCACCCCCAAUGGGUUCAGCAACGGCCCGGCCACCUCCUCCACUGCCUCCCUCUCCACCCACCAGCUCCCCCCAGCCUGCGGUGCCCGGCAGCUCUCCAAGCUGAAGCGUUUCCUCACCACGCUGCAGCAGUUUGGCAACGACAUCUCCCCUGAGAUCGGGGAGCGGGUGCGCACCCUCGUCCUGGGGCUUGUGAACUCCACGCUCACCAUUGAGGAGUUCCACGCCAAGCUCCAGGAGGCCACCAACUUCCCACUGCGUCCCUUCGUCAUCCCCUUCCUCAAGGCCAACCUGCCGCUGCUGCAGCGGGAGCUGCUGCACUGUGCCCGCAUGGCCAAGCAGAGCCCAGCGCAGUACCUGGCACAACAUGAGCAGCUGCUGCUGGACGCCAACGCCUCCUCGCCCGUCGACUCCACCGACCUGCUGCUGGAGGUGGGCGAGAGUGGCAAGAGGAGGACGCCAGACAGGACCAAAGAGAACGGUUUGGACCGAGACCCCCUGCACCCCGAGCACCUCAGCAAGCGGCCGUGCACCAUGAGCCCGGCGCAGCGCUACAGCCCAAGCAAUGGGCUCAGCCACCCCCCAAAUGGGCUGGGACACCCCCCUGCUGCCCCCACCCUGCCCCAGCACUACCGCCUGGAGGACAUGGCCAUGGCACAUCACUAUCGCGACGCCUACCGACACCCCGACCCCCGGGAGCUCCGUGAGCGCCAGCGGCCUGCCGCGGUGCACGGGGCACGGCAGGAAGAGGUGAUUGACCACCGGCUCACCGACCGGGAGUGGGCAGAGGAGUGGAAACAUCUCAACAACCUGCUGAACUGCAUCAUGGACAUGGUGGAGAAGACGAGGCGGUCGCUCACAGUGCUGCGGCGGUGCCAGGAGGCCGACCGUGAGGAGCUGAACCACUGGAUCCGGCGCUACAGUGAUGCUGAGGACAUGAAGAAAGGCAGCCCCCCCUCCGCCCGCCCCCACAACAGCUCCUCCGAAGCACCUCAGUUAGAUGCUCACCGAGAGUUUGCACCACGAGCGCUCUCUGGGUAUAUGCCGGAGGAGAUCUGGAGGAAGGCUGAAGCUGUGAAUGAGGUGAAGCGCCAGGCCAUGUCCGAGCUGCAGAAAGCCGUGUCGGACGCGGAGCGGAAAGCCCACGAGCUGAUCACGACGGAGCGAGCCAAGAUGGAGCGAGCCCUGGCUGAGGCCAAGCGCCAGGCGUCCGAGGACGCCCUGACCGUCAUCAACCAGCAAGAGGACUCAAGCGAGAGCUGCUGGAACUGUGGGCGCAAAGCCAGCGAGACCUGCAGCGGCUGCAACACUGCGCGCUACUGCGGCUCCUUCUGCCAGCACAAGGAUUGGGAGAAGCACCACCACGUCUGCGGGCAGACUCUGCAGGGGCUGCCGGCCCCUGCCGCCCCCGCCGGGCUGCCCCCAGGUCCCUGCCAGCCCGACACCGUGGCCACCAUCGCCAGCAGCCCCAGCGACACGGGCUCGGCGGCCGCUUCCCGCGCUGGCACGCCGGCCACCCCGGCUCCGCUGGAGACCGCGUCCCGCUGAGCCGCCCCGCGCUGCCGCCGCGCUCCGGCACACACGGACUGCACUGGAUGCAAUUAUUUCCUCAGCUACCUGACUUGUGUGACCUCCGAAACGACCUCUCUAGCUCUCACAAAUAAUCCUCACGGAUCCUCAAACUGGGCUUUAAGUGGAGUUAAGGCAAAUACCGGUCUUCUCUGUUCUCUCUUCUGUCUUUCUUUUGGCUUUUUUUUUUUUGGUUGGUUUUCUAUCGGUUGGGGGAUUGUCAUUCAUUAUUUUUUUCCUCUUUUUUUUCUAUUUUUUCUCUCUGGAUGCGGAGUUGGGCCGCAGCCUGGCCAUGCAGUGACAUGGGAGAGGCCGGCCUGGCCCCGGCUCGCAUCGGCGCUGCCAAGGGGCUGCUUGCAGGAGGAAACAAACUUCACUUCUUCGUCUCUGUCUUCUUUAUAUUUUUUUCUCUUUUUCUUUUUUUUUUUUUUUUUGUAAAAAAAAAUAAUAAAGAAAAUAAAAAAGAAAACGUCAAACUUUUUGGCUUUAAGUAAGAAAUUGUAAAAAAGGGAAAAAAAAAAAAAAAAGAAAAAAAAUCCAAAAACCAGACGACGCCAAGUCGAGCCGCGUGACGGACGCUCACCUGUAACUACCUUGCUAGCUAGCCAAGAACAGACCGGACUCACCUCUGCUCCAAAGGAAAUCCAAAACCAAGGAACAUCCAAAUGUCUCUCCACUGCCAAAGUUCGUUUCGUUCUGUUGUUGCUUCCUUCUCCUCCCCGCAAGGAUGGAUGGAUGCACCCCCGGGGCUUUAAAGAGUUUCUAUUAAAAUAAAGAAAAAAAAAGUGUUUUUUUUUUAACAAAAAAAGCAAGUCCCUGAGGCAUGGGAGGGGGAGAUGGUGGCUGAGAAGCGCCAGAGUCGGCACAUCUCUACCUCUGCCCGCCGCCGCCCUGGAAAAAGAGAAUUCAAAGGAAAAAAAUGAGAUUAAAAGACAGAUUUUGGUUUUCCCCCUUCCCGGAGCCGUCAGGGGACACCUGCGGCCGGACCCCCCAAACCCCUCGCUGCUGGGCUGCUCCCACACCCCGCAUUGGAUUUAUUUUGCAAGGAUUUUUAAGAGGAAAAAGGAAAGGAAAACGAGCGCCACCUCCUUCCUGGCCGAGGAGGCAGUCAAGGACAGUGUCCAUUAUUUUGUAUUUCUCGCAUUGUUGUACAAAGCGCAGAGGACAGGAGUGCAAUACGGAAAGUCCCCCGGCCCCAAGGAGGGCAGCCCCAGCGGGCAGGAGUGCUGUAUGCUAAUGUGAAUGUAAAUAGUCUUUGCAGAGGUCCAAAAAGAUAAUAAUAAUGAUGAUCGUGAUAAUAAUAAGAGACAUUUGCCAAAUAAAAGAUGCUGAGAACCCGCUGGAGGCUUUGACGUGGGGGAGUGAGGCUGCCGGAGGCGAACAGAAGUUGUUGUGCUCGAUAGGAGCUGUAGUUUUUCCGCAUUUGCAAUAACCAUCCUGUGUGUUUUCUGUAGGGGAGGAAGAGGAGGGAAGGGCUGGGGACGGGGGACUGGGUUGUUCUGUGCAGGGGAAUGUUCUGUGCACCCCGAGACCUCGGUGCAACCCCCCAGGGGAUUCCGUGCACCCCAAGACCGCAGUGCAUCCCCCCAGGGAGAUUCUGUGCACCUCAAGACCUCAGUGCAUCCCACCGGGGGGAUUCUGUGCACCACAAGACUGGGAGAUUUGCCAGGUGCCCCUUGAGUGACUGUUCGCUUUAUUUAUGGUGUGACGUACGUGAUAUUGUCUAUUUUUCUUACGUUUCCUGAGAAGAGGUAAUAUAUAAGAGUAUUGCAGAUGCACCUGCUGUGGGGCUGCCUGCUCUGUGGGUGACUGGCCCAUCCCUGCCCCUCCAGCCGUGGAUGUCCCAAUGUGUCCCCACAUGCCCCUGGCCCUGCUCCGCACCAGGGCUCUGCCUCUACCUCCACCUCACCAGGAAACCAGGGACGAGAGCAUUUCCAUGGAGUCUGCUCUCGUUUCCACUCCCUUCACUUUUGUUUUUUUUUCAUUUUAAAUUUUUUUUCUUUUUUUUUUAAAUAAUAAUAAAACUACUCUAAAGAACUUUGCAUUGAAACCAAAAGCCAAGGGAGGGGACGGGCGGUGUGGUGCUAGCAGAUGUCCAAACCAGAACGACAGCUUUAAAGUGUAAUAUUUCCCAAAAAAUUAGUGAUGCGGGGAGGACGGCAGUGGCGGCGCGGCUGUGGGGCCGGCGUGGAGGUGGCUGUGGUGGCCAGGAAGGUGCUGGCUGGAGUGAUGGGGUAUUAUUUGGGGUGUUAUUUGGAAAUGGUGUCGGUGUGUGCGGGGGGCUCCCAGUCCCUGGGGGGAGGCAGAGCCCCAGGUGCUGGGUGCAGCACCAGGCUGGAGGAGGUGACAGGAGGGACGUGGCACUGGGACCCCAUCCCUGGCAGGUGAGGGUCUCUCCAGCUCCUUCCUCGUAUUCCCAACCUGAAAUGCCAGCUGAAACCAAAGUGCCGCGUCCUGGCGAGGCUGGGCAGCCCGGAGCCGGGGUCCCACCCCUGCCUGGGCUUUGCUCCAUUACUGCUGGAGCCCCCACAGACCCCCUCCUCACACUCCUCCUCCGGGGCCUGCCAGGGUCCCCCCUUCUGCUUGGGGUGUCCCCCUGGAUCCUGGCAGGUUUGAGGUCAGGGAGAAGAUGUCACCUUGUUCCCAGGUCCCAGGCACUGUGCUGGGGUGUCCUCACCACAGUGACAGCCGCGGGGGCUCCUCUGAUGCCACCACACGUCACAGCCCUGGGAGGGAGGUGUCGUGCUGCUGUUCCUCCUCGCUCACAGCACCGGUCCCUGGUUGCCCUCCCCAUGUGGGGCUGAGUCCUGCCCACAUUACCCUGCCAGCCCUGGGGACAGGGACACCAGGGCAUGGGGGUCCCUGGGGAGCUGGAAACCAGAGCCCCCUCCAGGGCUGGGGGGCAUGGUGGCAGCCUGCCCUGCCCCGCUGGGUGGGUUUUGGGGGCCAGCCCAGAGAGAUGAGGUGGUAGGACUUUCCUUCGGCAUGCUGUCCCCCCCCCUUGCUGUUUCCUGCUUUCUCUAAGUGUACUGUAUGUUUGACAUGUGAAAGAUGUAAACUUUAUGAUUCAGGUUAUGUCUGUUCUUAACUCUGUAUCUGUGUAAUAAAGACAAUUUAAUAUCAA
This is a messenger RNA of Columba livia (rock pigeon), 5593 nucleotides long. RefSeq names its product CBFA2/RUNX1 partner transcriptional co-repressor 3 (gene CBFA2T3). The record is from RefSeq and is a predicted model, not a curated record. Gene Ontology annotation, molecular function: transcription corepressor activity. Gene Ontology annotation, cellular component: nucleus. Lineage: Eukaryota; Metazoa; Chordata; Aves; Columbiformes; Columbidae. The coding region runs from base 490 to 2448 and encodes 652 amino acids. Gene Ontology annotation, biological process: negative regulation of DNA-templated transcription; DNA-templated transcription. The transcript is spliced from 13 exons.